AAUUAGCAGGAAUGUGUUUAUUGAAUGUGUGGGUCUAUUUGUGCCCUAUGCUCUUUUUUCCCCCUUUCAAUUAGCCCUUUAUAAUCAGCAAGAGGAAGAAAUAGUUCAUGAUUUGAAAAAUAAUUUUGAAGAUUCAUCUCUCCUUAUUUCUCUCAACUUUCCAAUCACCAUUAUAGCAGGUUGGUUUAUUGGGAUUAACCCUUCCAAAUCGUGUUAGGGACCAAUUUCCCAUAUUGCAUUUGGGGCUUUCUCUAUCAGAACAGGUGCACAAUCUGCGAUCCUGGAAAAUAAGAGAAGCGGAGUGGUUUAACGGGGAUCACAGAUGAUAAGAUCGAUGACGCUGUGUCCUGAGCUGAGCGGAGUGUCUCCGGCUUCAGUUUCUGGCCUCACAGUUGUUUCACCAAAGCUGGACUUCAUUUAGGCACCAUGGACAGCAACAGUACGCCGUGGAGCUCCGGCUCUCAUCCUCCAUCCAUCCACCCCGAUGUGGUCACUUUGGCGACUGUGGCGCCCACCAUCUUCCCCCGGUUGGGCUACAGUAUACUUUCUUUCCUCAUGUUCAUCAACACAGUGUUAUCAGUUUUUAACAAUGGCCUCGCCAUAGCCGUGAUGCUGAAGAAUCAGUCUCUCCUCCAGCCUAUAAACGUUUUUAUUCUCAGCCUCGCUGUGUCCGACCUCAUGAUUGGCCUGUGCGGCUCCCUGGUCGUCACCAUCACCAACUACCAAGGCUCUUUCUUCAUUGGCCACGCAGCCUGCGUGUUUCAAGGGUUUGCAGUCAAUUAUUUUGGUCUGGUGUCUCUCUGCACUCUGACCCUGCUUGCCUACGAGCGGUACAACGUGGUGUGUAAGCCGAGAGCUGGUCUAAAGCUGAGCAUGCGGAGAAGCUUAAUCGGGCUGCUAUUCGUCUGGAUCUUCUGCUUGUUUUGGGCUGUGACUCCUUUAUUUGGCUGGAGCUCUUACGGACCUGAGGGAGUCCAGACCUCCUGCUCACUGGCCUGGGAGGAGAGAUCGUGGAGCAACUACAGCUAUCUCAUCCUUUACACACUCCUCUGCUUCAUUUUACCUGUUAUAGUCAUCAUCUACUGCUACUUCAAAGUGCUCAAAUCCAUGAAUAAGCUGAACAGGAGUGUGGAGCUCCAGGGUGGGCGUUCCAGCCAGAAGGAGAAUGAUCACGCCAUUAGUAUGGUCCUGGCCAUGAUCAUAACUUUUUUUAUUUGCUGGCUUCCCUACACAAUCUUGUCAGUAGUGGUAGUCGUGGAUCCAGAGAUCUACAUCCCUCCACUGCUUGCCACCAUGCCUAUGUACUUUGCUAAGACGAGUCCUGUCUAUAACCCCAUCAUCUACUUCCUUUCUAACAAGCAGUUCCGUGAUGCCACUCUGGAGGUGCUGUCCUGCGGCCACUACAUUCCCCAUGUGCCCACCAGCGUCAGCAUCAACAUGUGCUCCUUGAACAGGAGGAGCCGGCAGGCUUCCUUGGGCAAGAGCGUCAACUUGUACAGCAAGGUGUUGCCUCUGUGACUUUCUCCGGCAAAAAACAAGAAGCUGUAAUGGUUGUCACUGUUUAUUGGUGCCUAGUCAAGGACACAGACCUGCACAUAUACAGGUCCAUGUCCCUCAGAAAGGUCACUGUAGUCCGGUGAGAACAGACUCAGCUCGGAGACUGAUAGCUGAUAUUCAGAAGGUGAACAAAAUAAGUGGAAACAAACUAAGUUGUUUUGGCAUUUUAUUGAAUGGCAUUAUAGGCCAGGUGUUCCUGUAGUUAUUGUCCAUCUAAUUUUUCUUGAACGAUAAGAGUAUUCCGUAAAUGCUUUUAUUUGUGUGAUUUGUUUAGAUCAAUAAACUGUUACUUUUUUCAUA
This is a messenger RNA of Dicentrarchus labrax (European seabass), 1857 nucleotides long. RefSeq names its product parietopsin (gene parietopsin). The transcript has 4 exons. Gene Ontology annotation, cellular component: photoreceptor outer segment; membrane. NCBI's taxonomy places the organism in Eukaryota, Metazoa, Chordata, Actinopteri, Moronidae. Bases 427 to 1518 code for a protein of 363 amino acids. Gene Ontology annotation, molecular function: G protein-coupled receptor activity. Gene Ontology annotation, biological process: G protein-coupled receptor signaling pathway; visual perception. The record is from RefSeq and is a predicted model, not a curated record.